UGGGUGUCAGAGACCCAAUGCACAAAUACUCAGCAAACCACCCCCAUGAAACUAUCUCCUCUCUCUCUCUACACUUUCUCUCUCUAAACCCCACUCCUCUCUCUAAACUCCUGUCGCUUCGUUCCCCUUGAAAUCGCCCAUGGUAAUGUACGCAUCGUCUUCUCCUCUUUAAUCCGACCGCCUUAUGGGCGAGAACGGCCAUUCCCUUCACAGUAAACCAGUUUUCCAGAGGCCUGCUGGUUUUUCCAGCGAAUUUUCCGGGAGUGUAAACUGGUACAGUCCGAUCAUUUUCUCAGGGCGAAAUUAGGGUUUUGUUUGUUAUUGGUUAUUCGGGACGGUGAGGCUGGAUUGGGUUUUUUUUCGCCAUGGCUCCAGGGCGUAAAAGGGGCACAGGCAAGGCGAGGGCCAAGAAUGAAUUGAGCUUGGGGGAUCUCGUCUUGGCCAAGGUUAAAGGAUUUCCUCCAUGGCCAGCUAAGAUAAGUCGGCCAGAAGACUGGGAGCGAUCACCUGAUCCAAGGAAAUACUUUGUUGAGUUUUUCGGAACCGCAGAAAUUGCCUUUGUUGCCCCGGCAGAUAUUCAAGCAUUUACUCAUGAAUCAAAAAACAAAUUGGCAGCCCGUUGUCAAGGUAAGACUGUUAAUGAUUUUGCCCGUGCUGUGAAAGAAAUAUGUGAAGCCUUUGAAGAAUUACAGAGGCAAAAGUCAGGUGACUCAAGGGGAGAUAUUGACGGGGUAACUGUGCAAAGUGCUGCUUCCCCCUUGGAACAUAGAGGAGAUUCUGGGCACCGCGAUGAUGAUGAGGGAGCCUUAACAGCAGAUAACGAACUGGAAUCUGAGUCAAGAGAGCAGGUGGUUACUGGUCAGGAGGCUAGCAACACCGAUUGUGUGGAUAGUGAAAUGUACAGGUUAGCAAGAUGUUCAAGAAACCAAAGUGAGAUAGUAUCAGCUGAUAAAGGUAAAAGGGAUUUGCAGAAUGUAAAGGAACGCGUAUCUCCAUCUUCAUCGUACAAAGAUGGAGCGGAUGCAUCCCCUGCUUCUGGUCAGAACUUCCCUUCUCAUCUCACUGGAAGUGAACAUGAGCGUUCACAACCUUUGGCUGUGACACUUGCUACCAAGCAGUCUGAUAGAAAGCAAAAUACAGGAAUGAAUAUCCAUGAUGCGGAGGUGGCGAUCACAGAAACCACAGAGCAUGCAAAAAGUGUUUUUGGGGUGAACCGGAAGGCACGUCCAGAUCUAACAUCAGUGAAACAUGCCCAUUCUCAUAGUUGUCUUGAAGCCAUGGAACCCAAACAACAUCCAGAAGAUGAAAGAAGUGUGCAAAGAAAAAAGUUCAAGGUGAGCGCAUCAGAGGUCAGACCAACGGAACCAUAUCCUUCAAAGCCUGAUAUUGGUACUGGUUUGGUGAAGAAAGCCAAAGCUUUACCGAGUGACUCUGCUAAAACUGGUGUGAGGAAAUCACCCAAUAUUCGUACUGAAGGAAAAGGGAAACGUUCUUCUGGAGUUACAGAUAUUAAAGUUAUGGAAUCUGAUCAUUCUGAUGAGCAAAUCGAUGACCCAUCAUCAUCUGUAGAUCACAGGAAAAAGGUCACCCAACCUAGAAGCAGGAAACGUGGGAUUAAAUCUGAUGAGCAUUUACCUCCUCCAAAAAGACCAAGAAGUUUAGAAAUGGAUAGAGAUGCAAAAUGUAAGAAACCUUUAUCCUCUGGAGAAGCAGAAACCCAUUUGGCAUUAAAGCUAGAGAGCCUCGAUACUGGGGCACGCUUACUUGGAGAGGAAGCUGUUCUUCCACCAACAAAGCGACACCAAAGAGCAAUGGAAGCAAUGUCAGUUUGCACUGCUCAAACAGCUAAAGAUUCAACCAAGGGAAGUCUGAAUGUAAUGAAAAACAGCUCUUUAUCGAGCCCUUUGAAUGAGAAAUCUUCAAGACUCCGUAUUGAAACUAAACGGGGUGCACUCCUUUUGGGGGGUGAUAAUCGUGAGGAAUGCAGGACCCCUGUCCACAAGGAAUCUGCCAAAAGAAUAAGUAAAAUAGUGAAGGACAGUGCCGAUACUCACCGGAAAGAUCACAACCACUCUCUAGAGAAUGUUGAUGUUAAGGCUGAAACUCUGGAUACAGCCGUGCAUGUUGAUAAAGUCUCACAAGAUAAGCCAUCACCCGUUGAAUAUUCUGACAAACUUUUCUCAUCCAAUAAAAAACUUAAGGAUGAGGAACAACCAAAACUUCCACCAUCACAUGCUUCGCCCAAUAAGCCCGGACUGCAGAAAUUAUCUUCUAAGCAUUGUGCUCCAGCAGUCCUUUCUCCUAGAGGUUCUCUUGGAUCAACCAGCGCCACAGUUAAGCCUCUUGAGCAUAAAAAUGUGUGUUCACUUGGUAAACCAUCAGCUAAUGCUCCUGUAAAGAAACCUCAAGCUGGAUCUGGUAAAGCUGGUCAUGUUCCUAACAGUUUGAACCGCUCUUCUAGUGAAGCAACCUCACAUAGGAAUAAGCUGGACCCUUCAUCAGAUAGGCUAAAGGCUACUCCAACAACAAUGCAGCAGAUGAAUGGAGUUAGUGACUCUAGGUCUGAAGCUGUCUCAGCGUUCUCUCACAAGGAACAAACUAACACUGUUAAAGAAGAAAGUAUUACUACCAUGUCAUUGGACUCGAAAGGCACAAAUUCUUUCACGUCAAUGAGGCAUCUAAUUGCAGCUGCUCAGGCAAAGAGGCGACAGGCACGACCUGUGUCUCUUCAAGAUGUUGAUACCUCCAUUCCCACCUUUGUAGCCACAUCACCUUCGGCGAAAGGAAUGAGUCCGAAUUCUGUUCAUGGGGUUCAUCCUUUGCCAUCUGAAACGAUAAUGAGGCCAGAUUCAAAUGGCUUUUAUUCUCACAAGUCAUCCGAAACUCCUGUGGCUAGUGCCACGCAGCUUGCUUCUCAGAGUCAAAUAGAUGUGGAUGAAUAUGAGGAUGGCAGGGUCAGUUUGGAAUAUCAGAAUGCUGGGGGUUCAUUGAGUGGUGGUACAGAAGCAGCGGUGUCUCGUGAUGCUUUUGAAGGCAUGCUGGAGACAUUAUCAAGGACAAAGGAGAGUAUUGGUCGAGCAACGCGUCUUGCUAUUGAUUGCGCCAAAUAUGGAAUGGCAGGAGAGGUUGUGGAACUUCUUAUUCAAAAAUUGGAGAAUGAAACAAGUUUCCAUCGAAGAGUUGACUUAUUGUUUCUUGUUGAUUCCAUUACUCAAUGUUCCCACAGCCAGAGAGGUAUUGCUGGUGCCUCAUACAUUCCUGCUGUUCAAGCUGCUCUUCCACGUCUUUUAGGUGCUGCUGCUCCCACUGGAUCUGUUGCUCGUGAAAAUCGGCGUCAGUGUCUGAAGGUUUUGGGUUUGUGGCUCGAGAGGAAAAUCCUUCCUGAAUCGCUUCUUCGUCGGUGCAUGGAGGAGAUAGGAAGUUCAAAUGAGGAAAUGCCUACUGGCUUCUCUUUAAGACGCCCAUCCCGUGCUGAACGCGCAGUAGAUGACCCAAUCCGUGAAAUGGAAGGCAUGCUGGUUGAUGAGUAUGGGAGCAAUGCGACAUUUCAACUGCCUGGAUUUUUUCCUACUCAAUUAUUUGAAGAUGACGAUAAUAUUACAAUCAAUAUACCCAAAGAGGAUGACAAUGAAUCUCCAUCAGGGGCUGCCUGUCUUUCAGAGGAACCACAGAGAUUUUCUGAUGUUUCGAAUGAUCGGCAUAGACGUGUUCUGGAAGAUGUUGAUGGAGAGCUUGAAAUGGAGGAUGUGUCGGCCUCUUCCGGAGAUGAGCCAGCUAUUGUUGGAAAUGAAUUUUUUGAGGUGGGAAAUCAACAACCAGAUUCUGAGAGGUUUGUGGAGCAUGAAGAAGGCGAUUUAUACCCUCCUUUGCCCAUGGGUUCACCUCCAUUGCCUGCAGAUUCGCCUCCUCCUCCACCCCCCCUCCCUCCUUCCCCACCACCGCCGCCUCCAUCUUCACCACCACCUCCACCACCAUCACCACCACCACCUCCUCCCCCUCCACCUCCCCCACCCCCUCCACCCCAAUUACCACAUCCUUGCUCACCCCAAUUUCCUUACCCUCCUCUUCCUCCUCCUCCUCCUCCUCCUCCACCCCAAGAUUGUUGUAAGAAUGCAAAUGAUAUGGAGGUAAAUCGGAUGACUGGUGCUGUCUCCCUUCAAAACCAUGCGAGUGCUUCCAUGAGAAAUGAGAUGAUUACACAAAACUCUUCUCACUUUGUGACACAUGGAAUAAACCACAGCCAAGAUGGAUCUGCUUUGGGUUCCUCGAAGCCAUUUGAAUAUGGACAGAGUGGCAUGCAUUUAUCUCAUCAAUCCCCUCUUGUCAACCAACAUGGUCAAACAGCUAAUAAUCCUUUUCCUCAGAGGUCUUAUAGUUCCCUUCCCCAAUCACCAAAUCCUUCCAAUCAGUUCUCUUACGCCAGGACCAUUGUUCACCAACAUAUGACUCAGUCAUACCAUCAUUAUGGUUUGUCCUCCCUACAAAGUAGUGGAAGAUCCUUAUUUAAUGAGGAACAGCGGAGGUCACGUCCUGGAGAUUCUCCUGAUAGGCAACAAGGUAUUUGGUUGCCUGGUGGGAGAACAACUACACCAGGCUCAGGGCAACUGCAUGUCCAAGAAGGCUAUUUUAGGUCGCAAGCAGAAAGAUCUUGCUCUAGCUCUAUGGGUUACCAUCUUUCUGUACAGAAUUCAUUAGUAUCUGGCGGUUCAAUGCAAGGUGGCCAUCAUCUGAAAGAAAACUGCAUUGCUCCUCCAAGUCACGGGGCUGUCCAGUUUUUACCUAGUCGACCAGAUGUUUCAAGGCUUAAUUGUUGGAGACCCACUUGAGAAAUUAGUUAGAAUCCUUCAUAAUUUUUUGCUCCAUCCAUGCGGAAUGACACCUUGAAUCUUGGAAAUGGUCUUGUGAUAUACAUAUUGACUCCAUUUGCAAGUCAAAGGCAACUUAUGUCUUGGAGAUGCCCCUUUCCUAUAACCUUGUGUUGCUUAAGAAGGGAAAAUAUUGCAAUUGAGCCGAGGCUCUUCGCGGAAGCUGUGUAUAGUGUAUUUUUUUCCUGAGAUCUGCAUUCUGCAGAUUUGGCACAUCUUUCUUCAUGCAGAAUCAAUGUAGAAACUGUGACAGGUUGGGCAAUAUCGGAGUUGCUUGCUGAAGACGAUGUCAUUUCCAAUGUCAAGUUAGUAUGUUGGACAAUAUGUCUCAAGAAAGAAAUUUGGUAAGAUUAUAAAUCUCUACUUGCUUUGAUUUCUUCUGAAGCAUACAAUUUCUCGACAGCUAUAUGGUUUUAAACUUUUAAUGGUAGACAAUUUGAAAAGAAAGAAUCGGUCUAAAGAGGAAGUUGCUGUAUUUUAUUUUAUGUUGUAUGUCCAUGAUUUGUCACUAUCACCAAAGCAGAAACUCACUAGACAAUUGUGGCCAAUUACCAGUCACAAAAAUACUAGUUUACAUGAGGAGGAGAUUUUUUCUC
This is a messenger RNA of Amborella trichopoda, 5461 nucleotides long. Lineage: Eukaryota; Viridiplantae; Streptophyta; Magnoliopsida; Amborellales; Amborellaceae. The record is from RefSeq and is a predicted model, not a curated record.